Messenger RNA from Solea solea (common sole), 1476 nucleotides. It is a transcript of the gene rcn1, whose product is annotated as reticulocalbin 1, EF-hand calcium binding domain. The record is from RefSeq and is a predicted model, not a curated record. Gene Ontology annotation, molecular function: calcium ion binding. NCBI's taxonomy places the organism in Eukaryota, Metazoa, Chordata, Actinopteri, Pleuronectiformes, Soleidae. Bases 276 to 1241 code for a protein of 321 amino acids. Gene Ontology annotation, cellular component: endoplasmic reticulum. The transcript has 6 exons.
CCUCAGGAAAAGAGGGACCAGAUUUGGUUAAAACCGGUUGAGUGUAAGAUCUUCGAAGGCGUUUCAGGCUCUGGUGGAUUUGUGUGCAAGGUUUGCACGUUUACGCUGCUGCUGCAACAACAUUGUCGCACACACUCGCCGCUGCUGACGAAACAAAGACGCGGUGUUUAAGUGAGUAGCGGUGUUGUUACAUUGCAGCAGUUGCUCGGUUGUUGUGUCACAGGCCGCGACUGUUGUGGAACAAAGUGGCCUCAGGGAGAAGAAGCGGUUCACUGAUGGAGCUGCUGGGUUUCGUGUGCGUGUGCGUCCUCCUGUGCUCGGCCGUGGUUCACAGUAAGCCCACGCUGAGGAAAGAGAGAGUGAUCCAUGACACUGACCUGAACAUGCGAACGCCCGACGACAAUAAAAGCUUCCAGUACGAUCAUGAGGCCUUUCUGGGCAAAGAGGAGGCCAAGACGUUUGACCAGCUCACUCCUGAGGAGAGCAAGGAGAGACUCGGUAAAAUCGUUCAGCGGAUCGACACCAACGGCGACGGCUACAUCACCACAGCCGAACUCAAGGCUUGGAUCAAGCGCGUUCAGAAGCGCUACGUGUACGAGAACGUGGCGAAGGUGUGGACGGAUUACGACCUGAACAAAGACAGCAGGAUUUCAUGGAACGAGUACAAGCAGGCCACAUACGGCUACUACCUCUCCAACCCGGAGGAGUUUGAGGAAGCAACGGAACAGUUCAGCUUCAAGAAGAUGCUUCCUCGAGACGAGAGGAGGUUCAGAACGGCCGAUCUGAACGGAGACCAGACAGCAGACCGAGAGGAGUUCACAGCAUUUCUCCACCCAGAGGAGUUUGAACACAUGAGGGAUAUUGUGAUUCUGGAGACCCUGGAGGACAUUGACAAGAACGGUGACGGACAUGUGGACGAGGACGAGUACAUCGCGGACAUGUUCGCCCACGAGGACGGGGGUCCAGAGCCAGACUGGGUCAGGACCGAGAGGGAGCAGUUCUCCGAUUUCCGGGACUUGAACAAAGACGGUAAAAUGGACGAGGAGGAGAUCCGCCAGUGGAUUAUGCCCCAGGACUACGACCAUGCGCAGGCUGAGGCCAGACAUCUGGUCUAUGAGUCUGACAAGGACAAGGAUCAAAUGCUGAGCAAAGAAGAGAUUAUUGAGAACUGGAACAUGUUUGUCGGAAGUCAAGCCACCAACUACGGAGAGGACCUCACCCGGAACCACGACGAGCUCUGAGUUCUUGGUGAGUGUGUGUGUGUGUGUGUGUCCGUGUGUGGGCGAGAGGAGGAUCGAACAUCUUUGUCAACAUGGACAGAAAAGCAGACUCUUAUUCCUCCUCCUACCACCACUCCAUCGUUUCCUUGUGAUAGUGGGACAGACAUCAGUGCCUCAGGACCUCAGACCAACACUGUAGCUCUAACGAGGCUGGUCCCGCCUCAUCAGAGUCCCAUCAUGGCGUUUGCGUCGCCGG